Molecule: messenger RNA, 954 nt
Organism: Olea europaea var. sylvestris
Lineage: Eukaryota; Viridiplantae; Streptophyta; Magnoliopsida; Lamiales; Oleaceae
Exons: 2
Coding region: 155-691 (178 amino acids)
Source: RefSeq, a predicted model, not a curated record
AAAGGGCGAGCCUUCGAAAAAUUACUCUAGCUUUAACACGGCACAACGACGUCGUUUAUUCCAAGAAUCGUCUAUCCGCGAAGCCCUGGUCUCAAUCGAUUGUAUUCUGAUUUCUGCUCUGUGAUUUUCGAAAUCGUCUGUCGAUACAUAACAAAUGAAGAGGGGACUGCUGUGGAACGAUGAAGAAGACGAUGAUACACCAUCUUCCGACGAUUCCUCGACCCUAGAUAAAGACCCGGAAGAUAAUAAAGCCUCCAAAUCUACUAAGGAGAAUUCAAUUCGAUCCUCCAAGAAGAAAACUUGUCAAGUUGACUCUGCAAAGAAAAAGAGCAAAGGUCUUGACUUUGAAGCUUUGAGUCAACAUGGAUAUAAAGGAGGACUAUCAGUCUUGAGCAUCCCACCACCAAAAGAGCCUGAUCAGGAACAGGACUGGUCUUGGUCAUCGGGAAAGGAAACUCGGACAAAGGAGGUAGAAGAAACUUAUGAAGAUCGACUGAGAACAAGAGAUGCAUUAGUUGAUGCAGAGCUUCUAAAAAACGUGCAAACACAGAAAGAUAAAAAGAAUCUUUCAUUUCAACAGAAGGAGAAGAGGAAGAGAGAUCUUGGUCAGGCUAGUCGGGGGAAGAACUAUGUGGAAGAAGAGAAGAGGUUGCUAAGAGAGAGUGGCGUUUACUCUGGGUUUGAUUCAUAAUAUGCCUUACCUGUUUUUAUUAGUUUCACUUAUCGUUUAUAGUGUAAUCUCGAAUCCCGUAUGACAUUUCUAGUACUAAAGUUCAAUACAUUUUGUAGUUUAUGUGUGCUUUGGGUGAAUCCACUUUGCAGUAUUGAUAGCUUGCGGUUUAUAUCAAUGUUUUAAGUGAAAACAAACGCUUUUUAUAAACCGAUGUGGCUAUACAUACUUUUUAACGAAGAAACUGUCCAGGACUAGUAAUUGAAGAUGUUUCUUUACAAUGA